Platichthys flesus (European flounder) is the source of this 1303-nucleotide messenger RNA. It is a transcript of the gene shisa6a, whose product is annotated as protein shisa-6. The record is from RefSeq and is a predicted model, not a curated record. Gene Ontology annotation, cellular component: postsynaptic density; dendritic spine membrane; postsynaptic membrane. The coding region runs from base 308 to 1303 and encodes 331 amino acids. Gene Ontology annotation, biological process: regulation of short-term neuronal synaptic plasticity; regulation of AMPA receptor activity. Lineage: Eukaryota; Metazoa; Chordata; Actinopteri; Pleuronectiformes; Pleuronectidae. The transcript has 5 exons.
GACCAAUUUCCCUGGAGGACAUCGGGUCGUUGCCACGUCUCUGCAGCCCAAAAGCAAAGAAGACACCUUUUCAAAGCCAAUUUCUGUAAGAAAACGAGCUCAGCGGUGGAUGACGACAAAGUCUGAAGAUACACAAGAUGCGAGAAAGCUGCCAGUCAAAGUUCGUCAGUGAGAGCGCGACGCGUAAAGGAGCCCCUGCGAUGAAGAAACCUGCAAGAAGCUCCACUCGGUAAGAGGUGGAAGAGUGACGCUAAGAGAGAAAAGACAGAAGAGUGGAGGCAAAAGAACAACACCAGAGCGUCCUCAAAUGAUGGGGAUAAAGCACCUUCUGCUUCUUUUGAUUUACUUAGACCCACUGAAUGUCCUGUGCUCCGCCACCGCCAACAAGAAGACCAGAACCCCGCCGAGGAGGCCCCCAAAGGUGAAGGAGGUCAACGGCAGCUCCACAGCGGUCCCGGCGGCCGCGGCCGUCCCGGGGAAGAUCACGCAGCUCCAGGCUCCCUCGGUCGUCCAGCACGACACCUGCCUGGGCUACUACGACGUGAGCGGGCAGUACGACAAAGAGUUCGCCUGCAACAACACCGACCACCGCUUCUGCUGCGGCAGCUGCUUCCUGCGCUUCUGCUGCGCGGACCGGGGGAAGCGGCUGGAGCAGAGGAGCUGCACCAACUACAACACCCCGGACUGGAUCAAAACCCAGCCCCCGUCUCCGGCGCCCACAGGUGACACGUACGACCCGGAGCUGGACCAGACCAACGCCACGAUGUACAUCACCUGCGGGGUCAUAGCGCUCAUCAUUGCCAUUGGGAUUUCUGCAAAAGUUGCCUACGAUAAAGCCACCAAGCCGCCUCAGGAAAUGAAUGUGCACAGAGCCCUGGCCGACAUUCUGAGGCAACAAGGACCAGUGCCAAUAUCUCAGUAUGAAGAGGAGAACAUUGCAGCUUUUGACGGGUCACCUAAAGAUGAAACACCGGUCAGAACCUUGAAGAAUCAUUACACACCUGUUCACGCCAAGCCAUCCAACCACGGCCACUAUGGGAAAGAGAACCUUCGCAGCGGAGGCCAGGACAUGCACAACUUCAUCUCCUCUGGGUUUGUGACGCUUGGACGUGGCCACUUAAAAGCCCAGCACUCCAUAGACGAAUCGCAGAUGUCCUGGCAGGGCGAUCUGGACAUCCCUAUGUCCUACGCUCCAAACUUGACGAUGUUUGGCUUCCUGUUCCGCUGCGGUUACGGAGCUGCUCAUGCUGACUACCCAGUGCUUCCACAUGUUGUCGAGGUCUCCAGCAUGGCUGAGGUUUAA